AUGGAUCCCAAGUUUGCACUCCGUUUUCUUCUUGUUCUCCUCCUCGUUUCACCUCUUUUUGUCACCAACACAAUGCAAGCUGAAGCUGUCCAACCCUACGAAGAAACAAACCAACAUGAACCAUCGGAGCCGACCAACAGCGGUAUGGUGUCAGCCGUACUCUCUGACAAAGGGUAUCACGCCAUGUCACUUACCCUAGACAGGAUUCUUGAGGCUAUAAACCCUAACGCCACUCUUACCCUCUUUUGCCCACAAGACAAGGCUUUCUUCAACUCCAAGUACCCACAGCCUCCAUUGACGCUCCUCAAGUACCAUGCUGUGCCAUUCAAGAUGGACAAGGAUUCCAUGGAGGCCUCUUUUCGUCACGGUUCCAAGGUUGACACUCUUCUGCCGGGUCAUCCUCUCGUUGUUACUUCCCUACCGGGCGGCGCCGGCGCACAUGGACAUGCUUCUCUUAACCUAGUCAAAGUCACUGAGUGGGAUCUCUAUAACAACGGACGGCUGAUCGUUCAUGGGGUUGAGGACUUCUUCGAUCCGGCUUUCCAAACCCUAAGGUAUCCACAGUUCGACGUGGUUGCGAAAGAUGUUGUUAGUUCUGGUGGAUCUUGGCUCAAGAAAGCAACAGAGAAUUGGUUUCUUUUAUUCUAA
Malus domestica (apple) is the source of this 648-nucleotide messenger RNA. Its product is annotated as putative fasciclin-like arabinogalactan protein 20. The record is from RefSeq and is a predicted model, not a curated record. Lineage: Eukaryota; Viridiplantae; Streptophyta; Magnoliopsida; Rosales; Rosaceae.